This is a messenger RNA of Aspergillus versicolor CBS 583.65, 1446 nucleotides long. RefSeq lists its product as uncharacterized. NCBI's taxonomy places the organism in Eukaryota, Fungi, Ascomycota, Eurotiomycetes, Eurotiales, Aspergillaceae. The record is from RefSeq and is a predicted model, not a curated record. The coding region runs from base 187 to 1248 and encodes 353 amino acids. The transcript has a single exon.
GGUUAACAUGACAUAUGAUCACAGUCUAACAGCUUCGUUAAAUCUCCAAAGAACCUUCGAGAACAAGAGUCCCUGGAUCAGGCCCCAGUAUCAUGCGUUGGAUUAUACCUUGGAAAGCUUCAACCGAGAAACUCAUACAAGAAACAAGGUUUUCAAUAGUUGUGUCAGAGACAUUUCCGUCUGAUCAUGGCUCUAAUAUAUAAAGCUGUCCGCACUGAUUCUGCACCUUCUACUCUUACAUCUACUUCCAUCUACAUCUACUUCUACAUCACAUCUACUUCUUAUCUACCAUUUAUUUCCACCUGCUACAGCGCUUCAAACGAUCAGCCACAUCGACGUUGCCUCAAGAUGCCGUUAUUACCCCCUCCCCGCACCAUAACACUGACACCUGAGAAUGGGAAUCCCAUUCUCGUCACACCUAGCACGUUCCAGCCAUACCUCAAAGAACCCCAUACUCUAUUUGGAAUGCUCCAUGAAACCCAACUGCGAGGGCAAUCUAUGAUUGACGACCUGGGAGAAGAGCUAGAAAAUGCCGUGGAAGAGCUAGACGAUGUCCUGGAAGAGCUAUAUGAGGCCCGGGAAGAGCUGCAGCACGCCCGGGCAUACCAGCAGGCCUUGGAAGACUUUCAGGUUGACCCAGAGGCAUUGAAUCGGUUUGCAGGCGCGGAAGAGAAUGACCCAUCGCCCAUGCCAGACUUUUCAAUGACCAGUCAACCAGGGAGCGAAUCUCUCGGAGAGAGACUGAGGUCGAAAAUAGCCCGUAUGGACGACAAAUUGGACACCAUGCUGACGACACAGCGUGCGAGUCAGAAUAACCCCUGGCCUAAGCAACAUGUCGACAUGGCUGUGGGUGAAAUAAUGUCGAUUUUGAGACAAUUCAUAGAUGCGAUCCCAAAGGCUAUUUCAGGGGCAGUGAAUGACGAGUUGAAGAAGUGUUUGGUACUCACCAAAUUGAUGCCAGAACACGCCGAUGUCCGCAGCGGAAUAGAUGACAUGCAGCUGAAGUUCCAGUUAUCGCCAGAUGAUGAGAUUUCAUAUAAACAAGCGAUGAAUGAGGCCCCAAGCUUCUCACAGCUGCCGUCCGAGGGGGUCAACGAAGAACCCGAAAUGGCCACGAAGCAGGCCGAGCCCGAGUCUGACCCUCUCGUGAAGGAAAGGGAGGACGCAUAUGAGGCCUUAGCGGAGGCCUUAAUGGAGCAGGCCAAAGAAAACGAGGCUAGAGACCGUGCUCGGAACGAACCCACCUAGAGAAACUUCUUGAUGAUAAUGGUUUACUUACAGUCUGUCUUGAUGGGAUGGUCCUGCACAACUGCGCAACAAUCAUCCAGCCAGUGAAUUUCGUACGGGGUGGUAAUCUGCGGCGUCCUUCUAAGUAGAGUUAUUUUAAUUGUGGGGGUUUUUUUUGCAACUUUUGCUACUAGAAUGGAGAGAUAUUUAAAGACAGUC